AUGGGUGCAAAUAAUUCAAAUUCGAAAUAUCAUGAAAAUAUUUGUAAUACACCACCAAAAAAAAAUGUUCAACUUUUAUUUGAUCCACGAUCUCCUAGUGAUGCCAUUGCUCGAACACCAAUUCAAAUAGAUAGUCAAGUGACUAUACAAUCUUUAAAAACAUAUAAUCAUGCUAUGCCACGUAUUACUGGACCAGAUAUAAGCAUAGAUGAAGAAAAUCAUGAAUAUAAUCAUUAUGAAAAGAAAGUUGAUAGUAAAGAAAAUGAAUCAAAAUUUUUAAUUGAUAUUGAACCAACAUUAGAUCCAAAUAAAGUAUUAAAUGAUAUGACUACUAAUAAAAAUAAACAAUUACCACCGUACUAA
Molecule: messenger RNA, 363 nt
Organism: Rotaria sp. Silwood2
Lineage: Eukaryota; Metazoa; Rotifera; Eurotatoria; Philodinida; Philodinidae
Source: the annotation of a GenBank genome assembly